ACACACACACACACACGCACGCACACACACAUACACACACACACACACACACACACACACGUGACCUCACAGAAACAGACUGACUACCUGUAUGCAGUGGACACUAGUUUUCUGUGUUUAACACAGCUGCUUAGCGUACGGGUGUCAUGUUAAUGCAGUAUAUAAAUCAAAUGUGUUUAUGUUUUUCAAUGAACCACUUCUUUCCAGGAAGUUGUUCUGGACCGGCGUCGUUUACAUCAUUCUUUCUAAAACUCAUGCGCAUCAUCUGGUGCAAAAUAAAAAUGUCCAGUGUUCUAUGUAAUUUAAAGUCCCCGUGAACUGGAAGUUGCGAUCGUUUUCACUUCCGUGUUUUGACAUAUAUCCUAGUGAAAUAGAAUUUCGAAUGAUAAAAAUAGUAGGCGUGGCUUUCGUCUUUCUCUGCGAUUUGAUUGGAUGUAUAAAAACAGCCGUUGCAUUUUGAAAUGGUGUUAACGGAUGCUCCGCCCAUUUAAGAUGGAUAGUCACUACUGGAAGGAAGUGCAUUUUCAGAUUUUAACUAAAGAUUAUGAGGGUAGAUGAAUUUUAAAAAGAGAACGACCCACAUUGAUCAACUAUUUACAAUAAACGCUGCAAUAUUUCAUGAAAAAAUAGGCAUUGUCAUUUUUUAUUUCACUGGGACUUUAAAUACUGUACAUUUCAAUGCUUUUGCAAGUUGCAAAAGUAAAAUGAAAAUUUGUCAUCUGAACUGAUACUUGAACCAGUACGGUCAAGCAUCUUUAGGAAAAUGAUCAUUUAAAUGUUGUUUUCUUUAAAUGCGUAGUUUAGCUUUUCUUUUUGUUUUAUUGAUACUUUAAAUUGGUUUUAUUUCUAAAUAUUACAUUUCAUGUUAAUUGUAGUUUAAUGUUCAGAUUUUCUGAUGUCAUUUUAUUGUUUAUUGAUAUAUAGGUUUUAUUUCAGAUUUAGUGUCGCUUUAGUUUUUAUUUAUUUAAUUUUAGAGCCUUAAACUGAUUUCAGUUUAUUGCUAAAGCAACAUCUCUCGUUUCUGUUGACUUUGUUUUUCCAAUAAUGUUCUCACUAAUGAACAAUUUUUUUUUAAUUCAAUGUGGAUUUGGAAAAUGCAUUCUAAGAUGACCUGUCAAUCAUGAUGUCAGGGCGGGGUCAGUGUCUCCUGGUGUUGGAGACAUGACAUUCGCAGGGCGUUAAAUUGACACACAGAUCAUGAACAGAGGAAUGUGAGUGUUGUGUAAGUUCAUCAUGACUAAAGCUUAGUGUGUGUGUGUGUGUGUGUGUGUGUGUGUGUGUGGAGGUUUUCUGGUGUCUCUGGAUGAUUUCUAUCUGCUGGGCAGCGGUUUGAUGAUGACUCAGACCACCAAUAACGUCUUCAACACCUCCCUCUACUCUUACAUCACUCCUGCCAGUCUGUUCGCCUGGCAGCGGGUUCGACUGGCACACGCGCUGGCACACACCGGCGAGGAGUGGGCACAGACCUUCUCUAGAUUCAACUCGGGCACAUAUAAUAAUCAGUACAUGAUCGUGGACACGAGUCGAGUGAGUCUGGGCAGUAAACUGGAGGAUGGAGCGCUGACGGUGGUGGAACAGAUCCCUGGACUGGUGGAGUUUUCAGAUCAGACGCAGACUCUGCGGAGAGGUCAGACACACUGUUUCAUUGUGUAAAAGGGCCGAUAACACGAGGAAUCAAACUUCCUUUCAGCGUUUGACACAGUGUUGGGUGUAACUCGUUACUAAGUGAUUAGUUACUGUAAUUUAAUUACUUUUCCCUUGAAAAAGUAAAGCAAGGGAUUACUCGUUAUUUUUAUGUAAUUUAAUUAGUUACUUCUGAUGUAAUUAAACUAAAUAC
Messenger RNA from Triplophysa rosa, 1837 nucleotides. RefSeq names its product phospholipase-B 81-like. Gene Ontology annotation, biological process: phospholipid catabolic process. The coding region runs from base 1333 to 1653 and encodes 106 amino acids. The transcript is spliced from 2 exons. The record is from RefSeq and is a predicted model, not a curated record. Lineage: Eukaryota; Metazoa; Chordata; Actinopteri; Cypriniformes; Nemacheilidae. Gene Ontology annotation, molecular function: glycerophospholipase activity. Gene Ontology annotation, cellular component: extracellular region.